Nicrophorus vespilloides is the source of this 2580-nucleotide messenger RNA. RefSeq names its product osmotic avoidance abnormal protein 3 (gene Kif3C). The record is from RefSeq and is a predicted model, not a curated record. Gene Ontology annotation, biological process: microtubule-based movement. The coding region runs from base 221 to 2494 and encodes 757 amino acids. Lineage: Eukaryota; Metazoa; Arthropoda; Insecta; Coleoptera; Silphidae. The transcript has 12 exons. Gene Ontology annotation, molecular function: microtubule binding; ATP binding; microtubule motor activity.
GUUAAAAGCUACCUCGUUAGUUGAGGUCAAGUCAUAACGUGGUGCAGUCAAUAUACGGACGGAAAUUGAUGAAUUUGUUUGAUGAAUAACGAGUGUAAAUUCAGCAAUGAGUAUCAAGUGUGGAUGCAAUUAAAAGACACGAUCAUCGAGUAAGUAUAUAGAAAUCUAUGAAUCAUUCAAACAGCAUUAACUGCAAGAGAAAAAAAUCCUCGGAUUGACGAUGGCCGAAAACGUGAAGGUGAUCGUGCGAUGCAGACCGAUGAACCACAGCGAACUGACCCUCAACAGCAAGGUCGUUGUGAAGAUGAAAGAUUGCAUGGUCGAAAUUUACGAUCCGAAUGAGAGGGGAAGCGCGCUGCCAAAACAAUUCACCUUUGAUUCGGUGUACAAUCAGGAUUCGAACACGGAAAUCAUUUACAAUGACAUCUGUUAUCCGUUGAUAGAGAGCGUACUCGAAGGAUAUAAUAGCACGAUUUUCGUGUACGGCCAAACUGGAUGCGGCAAAUCGUAUUCUAUGGAAGGCGAUAAAUCGUCGGAUCCACCAGAGAAGGGAAUAAUUUCGCGUGCGUUCGAGCACAUCUUCGAGGCGAUUUCUGUUGCUACACAAACCAAGUAUUUAGCAUUGGUCAGCUAUUUGGAGAUUUACAACGAGCAAAUUAGGGAUUUACUGCAACCACACGAAAAACUGGGACAAGAAAAUAAACUGAAUUUGAAGGAAAUGCCGAAUGAGGGUCUGCAAAUACCUGGACUGACGCAAGAACCGGUGCACAAUGUGCACGAGUGCGAACGUUAUUUCCAAUACGGAACCAAAAAUAGGAUGAUAGGCGCAACAUUGAUGAAUCAGAAUAGCUCAAGAUCUCACAGUAUUUUUACGAUUAGUAUAGAGCAGAUCUCGCACAUCGAUGACAAAGAGAACAUUAGGAAAGGUAAACUCAAUUUGGUCGAUUUGGCCGGCUCCGAGAGGCAGGCUAAAACUGGAGCGACCGGAGAUAGACUGAAGGAAGCGACAAAAAUUAAUUUAUCUCUUAGCGCAUUGGGUAACGUUAUAUCGGCUUUGGUCGAUGGAAAGGCGAAGCACAUCCCGUACAGAGAUUCCAAAUUAACGAGACUUCUUCAGGAUUCUUUGGGUGGAAACACGAGAACGUUAAUGAUCGCCUGCAUAAGUCCGGCCAGCAGGAAUUACAUGGAAACAUUGUCGACCCUAAGAUAUGCAAAUCGCGCUAAAAAUAUAAGCAACAAACCGCGCGUCAACGAAGAUCCCAAAGACACGAUGCUGCGACAGUACCAGGAGGAAAUAGAGAAGCUAAAAAAGAUGCUGGAAUCUCGUCUAUCGACACCAUUGAAAAUAGACGAUGACAAACACGAUGAUGAUGAUGACGAUGACGACCUCCCAUCGAAAAAUAACAACAGGGAAAGCGAUCUGGACACUGAGAGGGAUCGCCUGAUCACCGAAUACGAACAAGAGAUGAGGAAACUGAAGAAUUUGCACGAACACGAAAGAACGGAAAAGGAGAAUAUCCUUAAACAGAUCGACGUAAUCAAGCACGAGUACCAGAAGAAGAUUGAGCUGUUGCAGAUGAGCAAAGGCGAUUCGGUCAACAAGGAGGAGAUUUUGAAGAGGAUCGCAAUGCUGAAAGCCAGUUUAAUUGGUGGCGAAAAGGCGGACGAUCUGGAAUUAUCGGAUAAGAGGAAACGGAAAAAGUUGGCGUCGGAAAGACGGUUGAGCGCAAUAGCGCACGUGUUAGCAAAAAUCGAGAUGAACGAGGAUCGGGAGAUCCUGCAAAACCAGUACAAAGACAUCAGUCAGGAGUUGAAUUCGAAAACGGAAGCGUUGAGGAAAUAUCGACUCAAAGUGAAAUCAUUGGAGAAGGAGAUAUGCGAUAUUCAGGGUGAAUUCGAAACGGAAAGACAAGAUUAUUUAGAUACGAUCAGGAAACAAGAGAUGACGACGCAAUUGUUGUCGCAAAUCUCGGAGAAGAUCGUCGGCACUUUGAAAAAGGAAUGCAACUAUAGUAAUUUGGAGGCAAUUAAAGAGCAAGCGGUUUGGUUGGACGAUUGUCAAAAGUAUCGACUACCUGAAAUGAUUGUGCACAGAACUAAACUACCACCUGCAGGUCAAAAUCAUAAUCGGAUAUCUUCGAGUAAUUCGGAGACGAGCAUCAAGAAUUGGAGCGCCCCAAAUUCACCGCCCAACUUUGAUGGUAACGAUAUUGUAGGUAAUUAUUUUAAACCGAAACGAGCGACGGAACUGUUGAAUCAGUCGCUGCGCAUGGACACGAAUCACGUUUUCAACACUUGGCGAGGUAAUGAUUUCGCUAGGAAUAAUAAACCGACGUCGAGUGUGUCUCAAAGUUUCCAGCAAAGAUCGCCAAAGAAAUUCAACAAUUAUUUAGUCUCGUCUGAGAAUUACCUGAAGAAGCCUCUACGUCUGAAAGCGUUGCCGAAUAUCGAUAAGACGCGGAAAGAUCACCUCGGACCGCUUGACGUUGUUUGAGAGAGUGAUAUUUUGGUCGAAUGACAAAGUGAUUUUUCGCAUGUGUGAUAAUUUGAAAGUUUCAAAUAUAUAAUAUAUAUUUUAAG